AUGUCAGAGAUUAUUUCAAAAUUUACUUCCACCAUGGAAGAAUUCUGUGAGGUUUCGAGAUGGAUUAAUCAAUGUAUUUCAAAUUCAAAACCACUGGAAAUAACAGACCUUACUAUGAUUAAUAAUAAAAUUGACGCACUAUAUUUGAUUGCAGAAAAUUAUGAUAAAUCGUUUAGAACAAAUAUAGUGAAUUUUCCUUCAGAUUUAAUAUUAAGGGUUGAAAACAAUGCCUCAAUCUUAUGGAAUUCAAUUGCAAUUGCUUUAAAAGUUGAAAAUAAUCAAGAGAAUUUAAAGACAUUCGUUCGAUGCGAUUUAUUCGCAACAAUCCUAUUAUCAAUUCAUGAGGCUAUUGAUACAGGAAUCACAAAAAAAUUAAGGGUAUUUAAGUGCUAUAUUAUAAUUCUAAAACAAAUUACGAAGUUUAGUAAUAGUGACGCUUGGUUACAGCUAUUAAAAGAAACUACUUUUCUUUUAGAAAAAUGGUUUCAAAUUAUUGAAAACGCAUUUUCUAAUACUUCUGAAACUCCAUUCACAGAAGGUGAAACCUUAGAAUUCAAACAAUUAAAAUUCGAAUAUUUUCUUCUAAAUAUGCAAUUAACUAUAAGAAAUGGAAACUUUGAAACAGCGAAGCUCUACGAAUCACAAACCGACAUACCAAAUAACAUAGAUAAGUUGGAUCCGCCAUUGUUAUUAGAGUUAUGCCAAAUAAUAUACAAUUCAACAGUUGAUUUAAAAGAGUUAAAAUCAGUAAAGUGUACUAAACCAGGACAUAUCACCCAGCAAUUUACAGAUUCUGACCAUUUAGAAGUCAUAAAAUUUAUAAUUUAUUUUCUCAAAAAAGCUUUAGAAUAUCUAUCUCUUGAUGUUAAAGGAUUAAAAGGUAACCUAGAAUACAGUAACAUAAGAUAUAAUAUCUUAUUAUUCCUAACUGAUUCAUUUAUUAAUUUUUAUGAGCAAUUAGAUAGUAAUAUUGAGGAUUGUCAAUUUUAUUUAAAUAUGCUACAGAAUGAAUAUCCCAAAAAUACAGAGCCAUUUCAGCUUGCUAUUAAACUUUGCAAAAAAAAGGUUUCUCAAAAUCAAGAAGUAAACAUAAAAGAAAUAUUAAUGGGACUAAUAACCUCUGUAGAUAUUUACAUUCAUUUAGACACAAUUUUAGGGUGUAUAAGUGAUUUUGCUGAAUUAUCUACAAGUGAUGCUGUAAUAAUUCUAGAUUACUUAUUAAAUAAUAAGGUAGAUUUUGAUUCCAAUAGUGAUAUUGCAGAAAAAAUUAUUCUUUCUCGUUAUUACUUAACAGUCCAAUCCAAAACUCUCACAAUUCAGGAAAUAAUAUCAAGCAUUAUAAAAUUUUCAGAACUAAUCAAACGUUUAAUUGUUCAUAACUUUUCUAAACAUAUAGCUGCUAGCAUAAUAACAUUAUUAUGGAAUGCAGGGAAGAAAUUUGAGAAGGAAGAAAUGUUUAAUGAAUCUGUUGAAUUUUAUAAAUUAUGUUUAAUUCCACUCAUUUCAGAAAAAUAUAAUGAUAAGAUUAAAUUAAAACGUGCUUUACUUUCAGCAUAUAUUAAAAGCAAUGACUAUAAAAUGGCACAUAAUUUAUUUAAUGAGUUCUCUAACGAAGAGCAAAUGAAUCCUUUAAAUCAAUUUUAUAUGCUAAGAUUAACAUUUUUGGAAAAAAAUAUUGAUGACACUCUUAAACAUUUAAAACUCAUAGCAGACUCCAAUUUUGAUAAAACUAUUGAUAUUUUGCUUCUAGCUGUGGUAGAAAUUAAAUCAAAUUCUCAAUUAUUACUAGAAGGUGUGAAUUUAUUGUUUCAAAUUUUAGAUGAUAAGCAAUUAAAUGACAAAAAACUAUCUGAAUAUUCUAUUCCUACUCUGGCAGUGAUUCGGUAUUCGAUACAACUUAUAUUGAAGACACAUGACGAAUUAGAUCUAAAAGAUUUCUUGAAGAAGUAUUCAUCAACAAUUUUAAGUCUUUUAGAAAAAGGAUUUGAAUUUGCUAAUAGAAUCUGUAUAAUUAAAAAAAUACCAAAAAUUAAUGUCGAAAACAAUGCAACUUUAGAGACAGUUUCUGUAAGUGAUAUCGAAUGGUUUUCUUCUACAUCGUAUAAUAUUUCCGUUAAGGGAUUAACUGAACCUCUUUGUGCACAACCUUUUGUUAAGCUAUCCAAAAAAUUUUUUAGUUUAGUUCCAACAAAUGAAUUUUCUUUUCCUAAAAGCUUCCAUUAUUGGUUUUGGAAGACUAGGACAGAUAUUUUAGAAAUAGUAAUAGAAAAAGAUCUAAUAGAUAUGGAAAAUAUUGCUGCUUGGAAAUCCUUAUACCAGAAAUCUGAUUUUUUACUACAAAAUGUUAUAGAGAAGAAAAAUUCAACUGAAUUUAUUGAAGAAAAUACAGACUUAGAGAAGAAUCAGAUAAAAGAGUGUAUAAAUGACGCCACAAAAGUUAAUAUUGAAAUUCUAAUAUAUCUUAAGGAAAAGUUGAAGAUUAACGCACUAUUAGAACACAACGAAAUAUCAAGCAAUUUUGAAAUUUAUUCGUACAUUGAGUCCCUAUUGCUUUCAAAGAAUUUCAAGUCUGAAAUCUUAGGCUGCGAUAUUUUGUUAAAACUUUUCCAAAAAAAUGUUUUCAAUACAGAGGUAAAUUGCGUUACUCUUUGCUUUUGGCUUAGAGUUUUGCUGGAAUGGUCAAUAAGAAAUAACUAUAGUAUACCUAUUGAUAUUAUAAGAUGUAUACAAACAAGGAUUAAAAAUAACACAACUUCUUCAGCUGAGGAUAUAAAUUAUAUAUCAGAAGAACUCGAAGUAAUAGUAACUUUGUGUUGGAAUAAAGGAAUUAAUUUUAUAAUUGAAGAACAAAAGUCAUUGGGUACUGAUUGGUGCUUAAGUGCUAAAGAUUGUGCUUACCUUGUGACUGAUAAUUUGGGUAAGCAUUUUGAAGACUUGUGGAAAUCCUUAAAUGAUUCUGCAAAAAUCAAUGAUUAA
This is a messenger RNA of Henningerozyma blattae CBS 6284, 2976 nucleotides long. RefSeq names its product Spo22p (gene SPO22). Bases 1 to 2976 code for a protein of 991 amino acids. Lineage: Eukaryota; Fungi; Ascomycota; Saccharomycetes; Saccharomycetales; Saccharomycetaceae. The transcript is spliced from 2 exons. Gene Ontology annotation, biological process: meiotic cell cycle; regulation of synaptonemal complex assembly. The record is from RefSeq and is a predicted model, not a curated record.